This is a messenger RNA of Lathyrus oleraceus (garden pea), 791 nucleotides long. Its product is annotated as 10 kDa chaperonin 1, chloroplastic. Gene Ontology annotation, cellular component: mitochondrion; chloroplast. Gene Ontology annotation, molecular function: metal ion binding; protein folding chaperone; ATP binding. The transcript has 7 exons. Bases 139 to 543 code for a protein of 134 amino acids. NCBI's taxonomy places the organism in Eukaryota, Viridiplantae, Streptophyta, Magnoliopsida, Fabales, Fabaceae. The record is from RefSeq and is a predicted model, not a curated record.
AGUAGCCUCUUUUUCUGUCUUCAGUCUUGAAAUUUUAUAACUUGUGACUUUGUGGAUAAUAAAACCUAAAAAGGGUUUAACUCUUCAUCUUCAAUUUCCAAUCCAUUCUUCUCUGUGCUUCCUCUUUUAUCCAUUUCCAUGGCUUCCACAUUUCUCACCGUACCAACUCCUUUCCUUCACAAAUCAACCGCAGCUUCAUUCUCCAACUCCAAACUCCCACUUUUGAAGAGGAACUCUUUGAAGAUUAACGCAACUUCCAAGCAAUGGGAACCAACUAAGGUUGUGCCUCAGGCUGAUAGGGUUCUUAUUCGUCUCGAGGAGCUAUCACAAACAACCACUGGUGGAAUUUUGUUGCCCAGGUCAGCUGUUAAAUUUGAGCGAUAUCUUACAGGGGAAGUCCUAAGUGUUGGUGCUGAGGCUGAAAAUGUAAAGGCCGGUGCUAAGGUACUUUUCAAUGAUAUGAGUGCUUAUGAGGUGGAUUUGGGGACUGAAGCAAAGCACUGCUUCUGUAAAUCAAGUGACUUACUGGCCGUGGUCGAGUAGGGUUUGCCAUGCGAAUGAGACAGAGGAAUGAUAUUUUUGAUAUAACGUAUUAAUGGCGAAUGCAUUAGGAGUAGAAUGAACUAUUUUCAAUCACUGGUGUUAAAAUUUCCUCUUCAUGUUAUUCUUAUAUUAUAAAUAACAACAUUCCUAGGGGAGUUUUGGAUCCUGCAGAUGCAUAAUUUCAGUUUGGAAUUCAUUGCUUGAUGUCCAAGGAAUCAAAAUGUGUGGAAUUCAUUGGUUAUUAUCUA